Bombina bombina (fire-bellied toad) is the source of this 2735-nucleotide messenger RNA. RefSeq names its product trichohyalin. The transcript is spliced from 13 exons. The record is from RefSeq and is a predicted model, not a curated record. NCBI's taxonomy places the organism in Eukaryota, Metazoa, Chordata, Amphibia, Anura, Bombinatoridae. Bases 133 to 1929 code for a protein of 598 amino acids.
GUAGGAGGAGGGAGAGGAAGCGCAGCCCGCCCAGCACAGCGAUCCCAGGGAGGUGAGCUGUGUACAUCAGUCGGCCCUUCUGCUGGCACCGAGUCUGGGGAUCCGUACUCAGCUUGUGGUCACAUUUUAUUGAUGUCAGCAGAGCAGUCUGUUGUAGAAGACGGCGGAAUUGAACCACACAAGAUGACCAAUAUCCCGAUUGAUAAAUCCAAUCUUCCUCGGGUCAAUGAAGUUUGCCGUGACUUUGCCGUACUUGAAGAUGGUGCCCUGGCUCACUGCUUGCAAGAACAGGAAAUUGAACAGCAUUACGCCUCCAACGUGCGGAAGAAUAAACUGGUGCAGAAGGACAUCCGCAUUGCAAAACAGCUUCAGGAUGAAGAAGAUCUGCAGAGCAAAGUGUUUAGUUUGGAGCAGCAGAAACAAAUAGAGGAGCUGGACUCUGAAUAUGCUCGUGCUGUUCAAGAAGAGCUGCAGAGAAAAGCACAGGAAUGUUUACUGAGGGAAGAAGAAGAUAAGGAAAUAGCCAAAAGAUUGCAGCAACUUGAAGAGGAGGAACUUCAAAGGAAGGCACAAGAAAGCAUCAGCAAGUCCAGAGGAGAACACGGCUGUCUCCAACAUCAGCAGCAAUACCUGAAAUCUUUGGACAAUGACGAGGAGGAAGAUUACCUCUUCUGUAAUGAUAGUAAAAAGCACCCAAAUGUAUCAGAUUACAGACGUGUUCAGUGGAAUUCUGACCGGGACACUAACCUUAAACAUUCAGAGGAACAUCUCAGCAGAAUGAAUUCUGCUCAGAAAGGCAAUUUCAACAGAGUGUCCUUUGGUCAGAUUUCUUAUGAGAGUCACAACUCUAAAAAUGGCAGAACAGCAGAUCAUCGGAAAGAAUCCAGUCGCAGAGAGCAAAUUCAUGGUCCUUUCAGGGCUCCUAGAAACUCGUUGGAAAGAAGUCCGUGCCAUCCAAGCUGCAAUGAGAUUAAGCAUAGCCAUGAUAGGGAAGUAAGUCGAAAAGAGGAGAAAAUCAGGGGGUCCAGAGAAAAGCUUUAUAAGCCUCAUUCAGAAAGGUGCAGGCGCUCCAGCUCAGACAGCGAUGACUGUCCUGAAUACUGUGUCAGGGACAAACGAAGUCGACGUUCUCAGUGGAAUCAAAAUAGAGACCAUCGAAAACAUCGUUCCUCAAAAAACUCUUCCUCUAGGAUGCCAAGUCACAUUUUGAGUUCAGGUGAAGACUCCAGGCCUAGCUUUGACAUUGAACCACUUGAAUGGCAGAUGGCAGAGUUACAUGUUCAGAACCCAGAACAACUUUUACAAGAUGAAGAAUUGGCCCGCCAACUGCAGGAAGAGGAGGAGAAGCGUCUAGCAAAACUGAAACUUCAGAAACAGCAAGAAGAUUUUCGAGCCGCUCAGGUCGCACAAGAUGAGGAGAUUGCUAAGUAUAUUCAGAGACAGGAGCUGAAGGCCCAUAGACGGUCAGAAGAGCUGGAGUUACCAAGAGACAGUGACGAUGACAGCAGUAUUUGCAGCUUUUCUGAAAAGAGAAGCGUUGGAUUUAAGAAUGAAGUGCCUUCUUGUAACCAAGGGCGGCUGGACUCUGAAGGCCUGGCCUCUCCUGCCGAAUGUCGCACGCCAGAGAGAAUGGACGUUUCUGCAGCAGAAGGAAGCAUUGACCUGUCCAAGCUCCGGACACCCAGGAAUAUUGCGGAAGAACUCGAUCCUACGUUUAAAACGAAAAAGGAAUCUCCUAAUGAUGUGUUUGCAGUGUGUUCCCAAGAGUUUCCGGUCACUGGACCUACACCGCCUGUUCCAGUUGAUGGGUUUUAUGAUUUCAUGGAUGACGGCACUGAACCAAUAUUUAUACCACCAACAAAACGUCAGCCAGAGAAGUUGGGACGCAGUAAACCGAAAGACAAAAAGGAAGGCUGCAAGCAGCAGUGAUUUGUUCUUACUCUAGAUUAUCAUCCUUUUGCCAAACUGUGUGUUUUGUGUCAAGUCAGCAUUGUGGAUGUUCAAUGUUCAUCAACACAAGUGGUAUUAACUCAUUCAGGGAUGAAGAAGAUAAUCUGAUUUCUGCAUUCAGGUGCCUUAGGCAUUUUUUGACUCUAGAGAAUGGCUGAUUCAAUAUAAAGCCAAACAAUGACUUGUAUGUUUGGUGAUAAAGAAGCACAUAUUAGCAUCUUAUUGUCUGGUGCACCCUACAGGAUUAUUAUUCUUAUUAGCAGCAAUGAUUUCUGUGCUCUAAAGUGUGCUACUAUACUGACGUAUGACAAGGAUUUUGUUUUGGCUUGCACAUUUGGACCAUCAUAUAAAAUAAUUUACCAAUGAAAAAGAAGAAUGAAUAUGAAUGAUACAAUCGCAUAAGUAUUCAGAAAUAUUUACCUACAGAAUGUGAGAUUUAUUUUUUAUUUUUUAAAGCUAUUCCCAUGCUAUUUCUAUAUAUUUUUUUGUUUUCUCACUUUUUGGUCAACAUUACAUUAUAUUGUACCUCUGAUAUAUGUUGAACAAUCAUUGAAUUAAGAAUAAUACAGUGUUUGAUAUGAGUACAAUAUUUUUUUAAACAUUUGCACUGACACUUUUUUUUUUCUUAUUCUUUUCUUUUUCUAUUUUUACCCCUUUUUUCUAUUUCUUUUUUAUUAUUAUUAUUAUUCACUUCUUUCUGGUGCUUUUGUGUAUAGAUCCGAAAUGCCUUUAGAUCUUUACUUUGAAAAAAUGUUUUUGAUAUAAAAUAUAAGCAGUAUUAUUUA